GUAACGUGACCCGGUGCCGACCGGCCCUCCGCCCCAACCGCCGCCGGGCGGCCCUGCUCCGCGAUCCUCCCCGGUCCCCGCCUAUAAAAUCUUCCUCCCACGGCCGCUUCCGCCGGGGAGCUUUCCACUUCACGUCCGGCCCUACCUGCAGCAGCCGGCCCGGUUCGUCGCGCGCCACGCGAGACCGAUCAAAAGGCCGGCUCGAUCACACUGAUCACAAGCAUCAAACUUUUCCGGGCCAAGACGGAUAGAUACGGAGCGGGUGCUAAAGCGAAGCGAGAGCGCUCUCCACUGGUGGAGUGGUGGUGACCGCCUAUCGUGGUGGCUGGAGCAGCAUCACCUGUACCGCCGGCGCGUGAUUGCACCACGAGCCGUGUUGGCGGAGACGGAAGGUGAAGAGGGAGAGGAGGGUGGUGGACUGGUGGAUGUCCGGAGAUCGAGCGGCGGCGUCCAUGGGCGUGCACGGGCGGUCGAUGGGCUGGUACCUGGGCCCGCCGGAGUCGCCGGCGCCCGGGAGCGCCGUCGCGGGGGCGCAGCACGCGCUGAGCAGCAGCCCGGGGAGCGGCGACGCCAGCUUCGACACCAACAUGGUCAUCAUCCUCGCCGCGCUGCUCUUCGCGCUCCUCUUCGCGCUCGGGCUCAACCAGCUGGCGCGGUGCCUCAUCCGCUGGGCGCGCCGCGCGUCGGAGGCGGAGGCCGGCGCCGGGGCCGGCGGCAGGGGGAGAGGGCUCAAGAGGCGCGCGCUCCGGAGCAUCCCCGUGGAGGUGUACGGCGCGUGCGGCGCCGACGGGGCCGCGGCCGUCGCCGCCGACGUCUGCGCCAUCUGCCUCGGCGAGUUCGCGGACGGCGAGAAGGUGCGCGUCCUGCCGCGCUGCGCCCACGGCUUCCACGUCCGCUGCGUCGACACCUGGCUCCUCUCGCACGACUCCUGCCCCACGUGCCGCGGCACCGUGCUCGAAGCCGCCGAACCCGGCAAAGCCAAGGCCGCGUCCUCCGCCGCCGGGGGGAGCCGGCGGCAGGGCAGCGAGGCUGCUGCUAUCGCGGUGGUCAUCGGAUGACAUGGACAGGAGGGGCCCGCCUGCCGAUUGUUAGCGGGGCCACAGGCUUUUGGGGAGGUGAUCCGACGGAUGGGAACUGUUGGGGACCCGUGGGCCGAGGCGUUGGUGCGGGGACUGGUGGAGGCUCUCGUGGGCCGUGUUAUGUUUCGGCCUCUGCUUCAGAUUUGUAUCUAUCUCAUAAACUUCUUUUAGGGGAAAAGAGGGUUCAAGCCCAUGGGUCGGCCCAAUUACUAAAUUCGCCUAUGGAGAUCCAGCAGGGAUCGAUCGCCCAGCAGAGAACUGAAAAGUGCUGCAGAGUCAUGCACGGGCUAGUUUCGGCCCAUUGAGUUUCAGUGAAGUUGGAAUGCAAACUCGAUCCAUGGUCAUCCCAGUCCCGCUCGAGCCAAAACCUUUCAGCGGUUGGCUAUUUCUCUCACGGUUGGUUGCAGCUUGAGGUGCGCCGUUAUUCGCGAGAUUCGUCGGUCUCGGUCAUCAGUCGCUCAGUCAAUCGUCCAGUUUCUCGGUUCUCCUGCGAAGAAGGGAAGACGGCUACCGUCUCAUGCUACCGCUACACCGGUCUUCCGCUGAGACCAAACGGCCAAUCUCAUGUAAUUAUAUAGACCAUUCUUACAACUGAGGUGUUUGGUUUCAGGGUGUUUAUCAUAAACCUCACCAAUAAAUCUCUAAUAAGCUUUUUUUA
Molecule: messenger RNA, 1737 nt
Organism: Panicum hallii
Lineage: Eukaryota; Viridiplantae; Streptophyta; Magnoliopsida; Poales; Poaceae
Product: RING-H2 finger protein ATL74-like
Exons: 2
Coding region: 426-1058 (210 amino acids)
Source: RefSeq, a predicted model, not a curated record